This is a messenger RNA of Gracilinanus agilis (Agile Gracile Mouse Opossum), 318 nucleotides long. RefSeq names its product guanylate cyclase activator 2A (gene GUCA2A). Gene Ontology annotation, cellular component: extracellular region. The transcript is spliced from 3 exons. Gene Ontology annotation, molecular function: guanylate cyclase activator activity. Bases 1 to 318 code for a protein of 105 amino acids. The record is from RefSeq and is a predicted model, not a curated record. Lineage: Eukaryota; Metazoa; Chordata; Mammalia; Didelphimorphia; Didelphidae.
AUGAAUAUCCUUCUCCUGUCCGCUUUGUGCCUCUGUGGGCUGAUCACACUGGCUGGCAGUGUCACAGUCCAGGAUGGAGACUUCUCCUACCCCCUGGAGUCUGUGAAGAAACUCAAGGACCUGCAGCAGAGCGGGAUGAGGAGCCGCUCGGCCCAGCACUAUGGGGUCCAUUUGUGCGCCCACCCGGAUCUUCCCAAGGACUUGAAACCCAUCUGCGACCGCCCAGAUGCAGCCCAGGCUUUCCAGAGGCUGGGAGCCAUCGCUGAGGACUCGCACACGUGUGAGAUCUGCGCCUUCGCUGCCUGUGCGGGCUGUUAG